UGUCAUCAUUGCGCGUAGCAGAGGAAGAUGGAGAAAUGGAGGGACUAGGGUCUAUGGAGGGAGAAUCAGAGCCCCACUAAAACCCGUUUUUUUAGAAUCCAUUACUUAUCCUUAAUCGUCCCCCGAAAACAUUUCAAAAGCCGUUUCCCAAAACCAAGAGAUUUUCUGAGCAUUCGUCUCCAGUUCUUUUCGAUUUCUUUCAGUUCUUGGGAUUAUCCGCUGCAGAACUAAAUAAUACUGUAGUCAAAUCAUGUCUGAAGCUAUGUGGGAAGUUGACAAAAUGCUGGAUGUUUAUAUCUAUGACUACCUCUUGAAGAGAAAACUACAUGCUUCUGCAAGGUCUUUUCUGGAUGAAGGAAAAGUUUUUAUGGAUUCAGUGGCUAUUGACGCACCUGGUGGUUUUCUUUUGGAAUGGUGGUCUGUCUUCUGGGACAUAUUCAUCACCCGCAUAAAUCCGCAGCACUCGGAAGCUGCUGCAUCUUACAUCAAGUUAAAGAAGGCUGGAGAUUGGCAGCUACAGCAACAACAUUACUUACAGAGUGUUCAGCAGAAUCCUACAACUGUGAAUAGGCCUGUCAUGAACAAUUCGUUCGAUAUACAGAACCCAACAAAUGCAAAUAAAAUGGCUGCAAAAAUGUAUGGGGAAAAUUUGACACUCCCUAAUCAAAGGAAUGCAUUGAUCACCAAUGGGCUUCCAAAGAGAUUGGAUCCUCUUAGCUCUAGGAUUCUUCAACAACCUGAGCUGUUCAUCCAGUUGCGUCAUACUUCCAAUCAGUUUCAGCUGCAGCAUCCAUUUGCAGUACAGACACCUCGAAACUUGGGUGUUCCUUCUGCCAAUGUGGCGUGUAAAAGACCGGGAGUGCCUUUAAGUCAACAUAUGAAUAUUGGAAAGAAAAAACAAUUAUGCUUUGUUGACGUGUCUGGUGUUGAUCCAUUGGCACCAGUUUGUCCUGUUUUGCCACAUGUAAAUGCAGAUAUGCUGACCAAGUUACAGCAGCAACAACUGAAGAUUGAUAACCAAAAACAGGAACAAUUCAUGCAGCAUCCAGUUUCAAGUCAACAUUCUCUGAAUUCAAAUCACCUAAUUCAGCAGCAAGAUAAAUUGAACAGUUCGGGGAUCACCAAUGCUGAUAGUUAUAUGUCCAAUAACUUUCAGGCUAAUGAUCAGGCUGAUGUGGAUUGUCUCGUGGAUGAUGGACCAUAUGAUGUGGAGUCUUUCCUAUCUCCUGACGGAGCAGUUGAGAGAGAUAAAGUUGGUUUGUUAUCUGAUGCUAACGAAGGUCCUGCACUGAAGGAAAUUCGUCGUAUUCCUGGCAGUAAAAAUAAAGUUGAAUGUUGUCGCUUCUCGUCUGACGGAAAACUACUUGCUAGUGGUGGGCAUAACAAGGUUACAGUGUGGUGCACAGAGUCUCUUGCAGUGAAGUCUACACUUAGUGAACAUUCUCAAAUGAUAACCGAUGUCUGCUUUAGUUCAAGGGCGUUAAAGAUCGCAACAUCUUCAAGUGACAGGACUGUCAAAAUUUGGGAUGUCGAUAAUGGUGGACCGUCGCUACGGACUUUUACUGGACAUUCUACUGGAGUCACAUCACUGGACUUUCAUCCUAGUAAAGAUGAUCUCAUUUGCUCUUCUGAUGUUAAUAGCGAGAUUAGGUACUGGAGCAUUAAAAAUAGUAGUUGUGUUGGCAUUUUUAAGGGUGGUGCAAAAAAAUUAAGGUUUCAACCUAAUAAUGGAAGAAUUAUUGCCGCAGCAGUGGGAAAUGCCGUUUCCAUAAUUGACGUAGAAACCCAAGUUUGCAGGCUUAAAUUACAGGGUCACAAAAACCAUAUCCAUUCUGUGUGUUGGGAUCCUUCUGGUGAAUAUCUAGCAUCUGUAAGUGAGGACCUAGCUAAAGUGUGGAAAGUUGGUUCUGGUGGCAAAGGAGACUGCAUUAAUGAGUUGAACUGCAAUGGAAAAAUAUUCCAUACCUGUGUUUUUCAUCCCACCAAUACUUCUCUUUUGAUCAUUGGCUCUCAUGAGUCACUGGAGAUUUGGGACAUCACAGAAAACAAGACAAGGACACUGCAUGCUCAUGGCAAGCUGGUAUCAGCCUUGGCUGCAUCACAUGUUACUGGUCUAGUCGCUUCGGCGAGUCACGACAGCUGUAUCAAGCUCUGGCAGUAAUGAAACCGACGAGCUCUCUUCUACAACCAAAAUGGUAACCUGAAAACUGUCUGUUGUUGAUAACCAUACGUCCCGCGUCUUUUGUAUUUAGAUAUGGACUAAUCCCUUAGUAACUAAAGUCAAAAGUAAUAUUUCUGUAAGGACAGGUAGAAGAUGUCCAUUGAAGUUCCAGCAUGUAAAUAUUAACCAUACAUGAUACAACUUUUUGUUGUAUGUGAUGUGCCUUUGAAACAGCUAACACAAUCUCUUG
Molecule: messenger RNA, 2411 nt
Organism: Momordica charantia (bitter melon)
Lineage: Eukaryota; Viridiplantae; Streptophyta; Magnoliopsida; Cucurbitales; Cucurbitaceae
Product: transcriptional corepressor LEUNIG
Molecular function (GO): transcription corepressor activity; protein binding
Source: RefSeq, a predicted model, not a curated record